Messenger RNA from Cucumis sativus (cucumber), 1350 nucleotides. Its product is annotated as urease accessory protein G. Gene Ontology annotation, molecular function: nickel cation binding; GTPase activity. The transcript is spliced from 7 exons. Bases 285 to 1148 code for a protein of 287 amino acids. Lineage: Eukaryota; Viridiplantae; Streptophyta; Magnoliopsida; Cucurbitales; Cucurbitaceae. The record is from RefSeq and is a predicted model, not a curated record.
AAAUUAUGAGUAUCUACAAACUUAUUUGAUAACAUUUUCUUCUCCUCACAGAAAUCAUUCUAAAAUUGCGUAAACAAAUUAUUUUUUCUUCAUCCGUAUCCGGAGGAAGAAAGAGGACCACUUUCUUGGUAUUGUGGAAUCUGUGAUACUCAUUUGGAUUUUUCUUCCUUCUCUCAUACAAUCCAGCACCUUUCUUAAUUUUUAUUUCAAUUUCUUCACCUAAUUCCCAUUCAAUUUUGAUCCCCCAUUUUAAUCUUCACCACACUAGCUUCAUCGCUCCAACAAUGGCUUCACAAGAUACUCACCACCACCAUCACCACCACGAUGGACAUGACCACCACCAUCACCACCACGAUGGACAUGACCACCACCACACCCACGAGAAACCUAAGGGGGAUUCUUCCUUUGUUGGAGCAGAUGGUAGGGUUUAUCAUAGUCAUGAUGGACUGGCCCCUCAUUCCCAUGAACCCAUUUACUCUCCUGGCUUCUUCACUAGGAGAGCUCCUCCUCUUCUUACAAGAAAUUUUAAUGAAAGAGCUUUUACUGUUGGUAUUGGUGGUCCUGUUGGUACUGGGAAGACAGCUCUGAUGCUGGCACUUUGUACCUUCUUACGUGAUAAAUACAGUCUAGCUGCAGUCACAAACGACAUCUUCACAAAAGAGGAUGGAGAGUUUUUGGUGAAGCAUGGAGCGCUACCAGAGGAAAGGAUUAGAGCAGUGGAAACUGGUGGCUGCCCACACGCUGCUAUUCGCGAAGACAUCAGCAUUAAUCUUGGACCUCUUGAGGAGCUUUCAAACUUGUACAAAACAGACAUACUUCUCUGUGAAUCUGGUGGAGAUAACUUGGCUGCCAACUUCAGCAGAGAACUUGCUGACUAUAUCAUCUAUAUCAUCGAUGUGUCUGGUGGGGAUAAGAUUCCUCGAAAAGGUGGCCCCGGAAUCACGCAGGCUGAUCUUCUUGUAAUAAACAAGACUGACCUUGCAACAGCAGUUGGAGCUGAUCUAGCAGUUAUGGAGCGUGAUGCACUGAAAAUGCGAGAUGGGGGACCGUUUGUAUUUGCUCAGGUUAAACAUGGAGUAGGCGUUGGGGAAAUUGUUAACCACAUUAUACAGGCAUGGGAAGCAGCGACGGGGAAGAAACGCCAUUGAAAUCUCUCUGGUUGAAAUUGUCAGGAUAUUGUUAGAGUUUGACCACUGCAAUAGGAGAUGUUGUACUGAGUUUUUCUCCCUUUUAAAAAAACUGAGGCUUAGCCUGAUCUUUUAGCUUUGGAAUACAAUAAGAGGCUCGUACUUGUAUGAGAUUUUGUCAAUGCUCAAAGUUUAUAUGCUCAAAGUUUCUGCGUUUGUUGUC